AUGGCCGAUGAACAAAUGAUGGGUGCUGAAGCUAAUGAUAUUCAGUUUUUACGCACGGAAGAUCAUAUAUGUUUAAGUUGUGUGCCUGUAUCAAGUGUUAAACGAAUGGCAUUAUCAGGUGAAGCAUUUGGAAAUCGAAUGUGUUAUCUUGAAGAUAUAUCAAAUGAGGCCUGCUGUCCUGAUGUAGCAUCAUGUGUAUUUGCACUUGAACAAGCUGUAUCAGUACGCGCUUUACAAGAAAUGGUUAAUACAACUUCAACUGAACAAUCAUCAGCAAAUCAAGGUGGACAAACAUUUCGAACAUUAUUAUAUGGUCAUGCAGUUCUUCUUCGACAUUAUCGUAGUCAAAUGUAUUUGAGUUGUUUAUCAACUAGUACAUCCAAUGAUAAACUUGCUUUUGAUGUCGGCUUAAAAGAAGACGCACAAGGUGAAUCUUGUUGGUGGACAAUUCAUCCAGCAUCAAAACAACGAAGUGAAGGUGAAAAAGUACGCUUUAAUGAUGAUGUUAUAUUAGUUUCAGUUUUUUCUGAACGUUAUCUUCAUGCCUAUACGACAACAACUGACCGUGGUCGAGUUAAUGCAUCAUUUCGUCAACAAGUAUGGAGUCUUGUACCAAUAUCUAGUGGUGUAGCACGUGUCAAAAAUCCAGGAUUUGUUCUUGGUGGUGAUGUUCUACGAUUAAUGCAUGGUAAUAUGGAUCAUUGUAUUACAGCACUACCACCAUCAGAAUUACAAGUAGUCGAUGAUUCUGGAAGUUUAUUUAUCAAAAGUGGUGCUGCUUGUCAACAAGCUCGAUCAUUAUGGCGUAUUGAAUGUUUUAAAGUCAAAUGGUACAGUGGCUUUGUUGGUUGGAGUUCAUUAAUUCGACUUCGACAUAUUACAUCUGGCCUUUAUUUAGCUGUUAUCAGUGAUGAAAAUGGUCCAAAAGUAACUCGUAUACCAAAGAAGAAUGCAAGUCCUAUGGCAAUAACAUUUGAAAUGAAAAUGUCAAAAGAAAAACAAGCCGAAGAAAAUCAAGAAGAAGAUAAUUUAGGUGUACCAACAAUAAAAUAUGGUGAAACAAUUGUUUUUAUACGUCAUGUUGAUUCUGAUCUAUGGAUUAGUUAUGAAACACUUGAAUUAACUAUAAAAGGAAUUGGAAAAGUUGAAGAAAAACGAAUUAUUCCAGUUAUUGAAGGUCAUAUGGAUGAUUGUUUUCGACUUGUACGAGCUCAAGAACAAGAACAAAAAACUGCUUUAGUUAUUCGUAUAUGUAAUGCUAUACUUGGAAGAUUUAAUCGAUCUGAUUCAAUACCAUUUGAUUCCGAAGCAAUAAAUCAAUUAUUAAGUAAAAGUGAUGUUAUACAAGCGCUUCUACAUGAUUUAAUUGGUUUUUUUUCUCAACCAUCAUUAUCACUUGAUCAUGAAGAACGACAAUUACGUCUUAAAAUAUUACGAAAUCGACAAGAUUUAUUUCAAGAAGAAGGAAUGAUUCGAAUAUUAAUAGCAGCAAUAAAUUUUUUCAGUGAACGUCGAGAUAAAUCAACAUUAUUCGAAGGUGUUGAAGAAAAAAUUGAAGAUAUUACAAAUAAACUUUAUGUUGUUUUGGCUGCAUUAAUUAAAGGUAAUCGAACUAAUUGUUCAAAUUUUGCUCAAAGUGCACGACUUAAUUGGCUUGUUAAUCGUUUACAAUCACAACAAGCAUCAAGUGGAGGAUUAGAAGUACUUCAUAGUGUACUUGUUGAUAGUCCAGAAGUAUUAAAUAUGAUUACAGAAUCACAUAUACUUGCAAUUAUUGGUUUACUUGAUAGAAAUGGUCGAGAUCCAAAAGUACUUGAUGUUCUUUGUUCACUUUGUGUUAAUAAUGGUGUUGCUGUUCGUGCUAAUCAAAAUCUUAUUUGUGAAAAUCUUUUACAAAGACAAGAUCUUCUUUUAAAUACUGCAUUAGUUGAUCAUGUUACUUGUAUGCGUCCAAAUAUUGUUGUUGGAGUUGAAGAUGGUGAAUCAAUGUAUAAAAAAUGGUAUUUUGAAGUUAUUAUUGAUCAUAUAGAACAAGUAACACAUGUUCAACCACAUAUUCGUAUUGGUUGGGCAACAACACAUUUUCAACCAUCACCUGGUCAUGGUGAUGGAUUUUCAUCAAAUGGUAUUGGUGAUAAUACAUAUUCAUAUGGUUUUGAUGGUCAAAAUAUUUGGUUUGCUGGUCGUGCAUAUAAUGUAUCAAAUAAUGAUAUAAAACAAAAUGGAUUAAAAAAAAAUGAUGUUAUUGGAUGUUUAUUAGAUUUAGAUAUACCUGAAAUGUGGUUUUCAUUAAAUGGUUUACCUGUUAAAGGUCUUAUAAGAGAAUUUAAUUUAAAUGGCAUGUUUUAUCCAGUUAUAUCUUUAUCAUCUCGUGUCAGUUGUCGAUUUAUAUUUGGUGGUGAACAUGGUCGUUUUACGCAUCGACCACCUGAAAGCGUAGCACCAAUUUAUGAAGCUAUGUUAAUUAAACAAAGACUUUGUAU
This is a messenger RNA of Rotaria sordida, 2483 nucleotides long. The record is from the annotation of a GenBank genome assembly. NCBI's taxonomy places the organism in Eukaryota, Metazoa, Rotifera, Eurotatoria, Philodinida, Philodinidae.